GACGCCUUCACGACGUGGGAUCUCUCUGGAUAACCUCUAGACUUCAACGACGCUAACAUGACAAGAUAAUGUAAAAUUAUAGUUUGAAGGUGAUCCGAAUCUGUACCGGAGGAGAUGAGUUGCAGUGGCUGCAGAGUUCUUCGUAAAGGUUGUAGUGAGAAUUGCAUGCUUCGGCAGUGUUUGGAGUGGAUUGACAGCCCUGAAGCUCAAGCUAAUGCCACCAUCUUUGUCGCCAAGUUCUUUGGUCGCGCCGAUCUCAUGGCCUUCAUCUCCACCGUGCCGGAGAGACAACGUCCAUGCUUGUUUCAGUCUCUGUUGUUUGAAGCGUGUGGUCGGACGGUGAAUCCGGUGUUCGGAGCGGUAGGGUUAUUGUGGACGGGGAACUGGCACGUGUGCCAGUCGGCAGUGGAGACGGUGCUCCGUGGCGGCGAGCUAGCGCCGCUACCAGAGUUUCUCGAUCUCGAAGGAGUUGAGACGCCGGUAUCCGAGGCAUACUUGGCGGAGGAGUACCUUUCGAAGCCAGGAGAUACUGAUUACAGAUUGACGGAUGUCAAUCUCCGACCAAAGCAUGGUUCAGCAACGGGAAUGAAGAUUGAAGAAACGGAGGAGCGGAGACCGAGGACGUCUCCGGACGAUUCUGCGACGAUGACGUGGGAAAAUGCUUUAGGAGAUGAAGGAAAUGCCCUGAGAUUAUUCCUUUAGAGAGUUAAAGAGUUGUGACAUUUUGAGAGGAGGAUUUUCUUUCUGAGAUGAAUGUUUUCUUUUGUAAUUUUUCUUCCUAAGCAGUGAACAAAUGAAAUUUAAAGAUCAGCAAGAUGAAAUGAAAUCGUAUCAGUUUUGGAAUCCAAA
Molecule: messenger RNA, 849 nt
Organism: Vitis riparia (riverbank grape)
Lineage: Eukaryota; Viridiplantae; Streptophyta; Magnoliopsida; Vitales; Vitaceae
Product: LOB domain-containing protein 38-like
Exons: 2
Coding region: 115-702 (195 amino acids)
Biological process (GO): regulation of gene expression
Source: RefSeq, a predicted model, not a curated record